Molecule: messenger RNA, 909 nt
Organism: Emericellopsis cladophorae
Lineage: Eukaryota; Fungi; Ascomycota; Sordariomycetes; Hypocreales; Bionectriaceae
Product: dehydroadipyl-CoA hydratase-like protein
Exons: 1
Coding region: 1-909 (302 amino acids)
Source: RefSeq, a predicted model, not a curated record
AUGCCAGACCUGCCCCCCAGCUACAGCGCCCUCUCCCUCCCGGGCAUCCUUCUCUCCCACCACCCUGCCUCCUCCCCAACGCCGACACCCGUCAUCAUCCUCGCCCUGCACCGCCCAGCCGCCCGCAACGGCUUCACCGACGAGCUCGCGGCCUCCCUCAUCACGGCCUUUGACACGCUCUCCCGCGAUGACAGGGUCAAGGCCAUUGUGCUCACCUCCUCCGACAAGACCAACAGGAUCUUCUGCGCGGGCAUGGACUUCAACGCCAAGGGCGAGCGAGUCAGCCCAACGGCCCGCGAGCACCGCGACGGCGGCGGCACGGUCACCCUGGCCAUGCACAACUGCCACAAGCCCAUCGUCGCCGCCAUCAACGGCAGCGCCGUGGGCGUAGGCAUCACCAUGACGCUCCCGUGCGCGAUACGCGUCGCCAGCAAGGACGCCAAGGUUGGCUUCGUCUUUGCGCAGCGAGGCUUCAACAUGGAGGCCUGCUCGUCCUUCUACCUCCCCCGGCUCGUGGGCACGUCACGGGCGUUGCACCUCGUCACCACGGGCGCCGUGUACCCGGCCACGUCGCCUCUCUUCUCGGAGCUGUUCAGCGACGUCGUGCCCGCGGACGAGGUCCUUCCCACGGCGCUCGGGUACGCGGAGGGCAUCGCGCGCAACGUGAGUACCGUGGCGGCGCGGGUGAUGCGGGACAUGAUCUACCGGGGCCCGCGCUCGCCUGAGGAGGCGCACCUGCUGGAGAGCAGGGUCUUCUUUGACCUGUACCAUGGGGCGGAUAGCAAGGAGGGCGUCGCGAGCUUUCUGGAAAAGAGACCACCCAAGUUCGGGAUGAGCAUGGAGAGGGAUGCGCCGAGCGCGUGGCCGUGGUGGGAUGCGCUGGAAGUCAGGUCUAAGGCGAGGCUGUAG